GCCUGGCAAGCUGCAGACAUGGCUCCCUCUAACAAUGGCCAAAGCGGGAUCAGCAUUCCCGCUGGCGACAUUGGCGUCGGCAACGGCCAUGCCGCUCAUUCCGCGGAUGAGCAGUGGACCAACGGCUCUGGUGAGCCUCGCGAUGUGCCCCCUCCGAGGCGCUCCAGCAGGAGCAGGAGCCCAGGAGCCAGAGACGAUCGAGGCCGUGUCGGCGCGGAGUCCACAAACCCAGGCAACAACCUGCAUGUCUCCGGUUUGAGCUACAAGGUUGAUACCCGCGACCUCGAGGCUGCAUUCGCCAAAGUUGGCCGAGUCCAGAAAGCUUCGGUGAUGUACGAUCCGCACACUCGGGAAUCCCGAGGUUUCGGCUUCGUGACGAUGGAGACUGCGGAGGAGGCCGAUGCAGCUAUAGCUGCGCUCGGCUCCACGGAGCUCAUGGGCAAAAUCAUCACUGUCGAAAAGGCACGCCGCGCUCGCGCACGCACGCCAACUCCUGGUCGUUACCACGGCCCUCCCAAGCGCAACGAAAACGAAAAGCCCUACGAUCCUCGCCCGUACGACAGUCGUUACUCGCGUGACUUCGACGACCGACGUGGAGCACCUCGUGGCCGCUAUGACGAGUAUCGUGGCGGCGGCGGUGGACGUUACGACGAUUACCCUCCUCGACGCGACUACGACCGAGGUAGCUACAAUCGUGACUACGACCGCGGCGCCAGGUAUGAUGACCGGCGCUAUUGAUCUCGUCGCGGGCCAUGGAGCGAUUGUCUCGUCAAUCGAAAUCAUGCGUAGUGCCAUCUGCUCGCUUUGUUAUCAUGUAUUUAGUAACCCUUCAGUAAUGAAUGUCGUUGCGUUGUCGCAUUGCAUUAUCGUCCUGCCUUGGAAACGCUACCUAUGCCCAAUUCGGUGAUCAGCCCGUCGCGGCCCAUCUUGCGCAUCUCUUCCACCACCUCUCCGACCUUUUCCACCUCUAUCCAUCUUCUGUCCGCUUCGUCCAUGAUUCUGCUCCCUCCCGGAGCCGAUUCAACGAAGCGUACUCUCAGCGCAAGCCAUUGCAUCGCCUUGACUUUCUGCACGAACUCUUCCACGUCCUCGCGGGCGCCCUCGCAGUAGAUCACGCCCGGGUAGCCGACUUUGGCGAAACCUGACAGCCGGAGCGAAGCGCUCCAUUGCUGCAUGUUUCGCCUCUUCGUGGGCGAAACGAGGUGGUGGGAGGUAAGGAGGGCAUGCCAGGGCGCUGGCUGCUCGUUUUCUGGGGCAGAGGUCGACGCGGGGCCAGCCUCAGUCCCUCGUAGGCCGACCGGACCGGGAUCGAACGCCUCGUGCAGCCGCGGCAGAAGAUGCACGAUCAGGAGCUCAUAGAGCGGGUAUCUGCAGGGGGAAAAAAGGAAAAAGGCAGGCAGGUCUGCGGUUACGGCGGGGGAACGGCCGACGCACGCACGAAGGGCUCUCGUCACCUGCGGCUGUAGCGUGCUGCUCCGCUCUCAGCUCGCUGAUCAGCCGCUGCCAGUGCGCCUGGUCGUCCCGGUGCAGGUCGCCCUUGACGGAGAUGAGCGCGUUCGCCAAGUGAGGGGCGCCUUCGACUUCGACGCGCACGUCCGUGGAGGCCUGGCCGAGCUUGAUUUGGAAGUGCACGGAGGACGGCGGCGGCGGCGGGUCGUCGUCCUCAGCUGCCCCUGCUAGCGAUCGCGACGCCCACCAUGCAGCCUGGCGCUCGGGCAGGAGCCAGGAGAAAAUCUCAUCGGGGAGCAGCGAGCUCUGUAUGAACUGCAGCUCUUGGAGGAGGUCGUUAACGUUCUCGUUGCCCGAAGCGGAUGCGUUCUCCGCAGCCAUCGCAUGUGGGCCCCUCGUAUCAGCGAGCGCCAGAGGCUACGGGGGUCGGCAGGACGUGUUCGGUGGGAGCAACGCACGCGCGCAAGCGAUAUCGCGAGUGCACGAGGAUGAGGAAGGUGGCGUUUCGCGGAGGCGGCUCGUUAUGGCACCUCCGGCCCUGAGCACGGGUACCUGCAUGCCUGCCUCACCCGCCACCGCCAUAUCUCACCGCCGCUCGCUGCCUUCACGGGCACGAACGUGUCAUCUGAGCUGGGACGGCCGUCCAUCGAACCUCCCGACCACCCAAUGGGCGGAACCACGCACUCGACAGAAGGCGAUCGUAUUUCCCUCACGAGUAAAGCAGCCUGCCGCCGCACACGUUUGCUGUACAAUACAACACACAGAACCGUCGCGGCCCUACAGAAAGUUUGCUACUCCAGAUUACCUGAACGAUGCGUAU
This is a messenger RNA of Punctularia strigosozonata HHB-11173 SS5, 2269 nucleotides long. RefSeq names its product RNA-binding domain-containing protein. The transcript is spliced from 5 exons. Lineage: Eukaryota; Fungi; Basidiomycota; Agaricomycetes; Corticiales; Punctulariaceae. The record is from RefSeq and is a predicted model, not a curated record. Gene Ontology annotation, molecular function: RNA binding. Bases 19 to 738 code for a protein of 239 amino acids.